Molecule: messenger RNA, 2146 nt
Organism: Panthera uncia (snow leopard)
Lineage: Eukaryota; Metazoa; Chordata; Mammalia; Carnivora; Felidae
Product: transmembrane protein 135
Exons: 9
Source: RefSeq, a predicted model, not a curated record
AUGUAAAGAUGGUUUGAAAGGAUUUACAUUCUCUGCCCUCAGGUUUAUUGUAGGGAAGGAAGAAAUUCCCACACAUUCUUACUCACCAGAAGCGGCAUAUGCAAAAGUGGAACAGAAGACAGAGAAACAUGAGCAAAAGCCAAGAAGAAUGAAUGUAAUUGCUCUAAUCAGGAAACUUGUGGAUUCAGUAUGUAAGCAUGGACCAAGGCAUAGAUGUUGCAAACACUAUGAAGAUAAUUGCAUCUCUUAUUGCAUUAAAGGUUUCAUCAGAAUGUUUAGCGUGGGAUACUUGAUCCAGUGCUGCCUCCGAAUUCCCUCUGCAUUUCGGCAUCUGUUUACACAGCCAUCCCGGCUAUUUUCUCUCUUCUACAAUAAAGAAAACUUCCAGCUCGGAGCUUUUCUGGGCUCUUUUGUUAGUAUAUACAAGGGUACUAGUUGCUUCCUGCGCUGGGUCAGAAACCUGGAUGAUGAAUUGCAUGCUAUUAUAGCUGGCUUUUUGGCAGGAGUAUCAAUGAUGUUUUAUAAAAGUACAACAAUUUCCAUGUAUUUAGCUUCCAAGUUGGUAGAGACAAUGUAUUUCAAAGGCAUUGAAGCAGGAAAGGUUCCCUAUUUUCCCCAUGCAGAUACUAUCAUCUAUUCCAUCUCUACAGCAAUUUGCUUCCAGGCAGCUGUGAUGGAAGUUCAGACUUUGCGACCAUCUUACUGGAAGUUUCUUUUAAGACUCACCAAGGGCAAAUUUGCUGUCAUGAACCGAAAAGUCCUUGAUGUUUUUGGUACUGGUGCGUCUAAACACUUUCAGGAUUUUAUCCCUAGGUUGGAUCCAAGAUAUACAACUGUAACACCAGAGUUGCCCAUCGAGUUUUCUUGAAGAUGACUGUAAUUUAUUAAUGUGACUUAAUGUUUCAUUAUUUUAUCCUGAAGAGUUAACUAUGUUGAAACACAAAGAAGGAGUCUUGAGCUUGAACUUCAGUGUUAUUUCAAUGAGAGAUACUCUUUUCUUGUUAGUUUUUCUUACCAGUCAGAAGUACAGAAGCUUUUUAGGAAGGUGUUGCUUAAUAAUUAAGCGCCCUCUGUAGCCAGAAUCUGAUUCUGGGUCACUUGUAGUGGUUGACAUUAUGAUAUAUUAUUGAUUAAAUUAUGUCUACAAGCAAUCUUAAAUAAUCUACAUAGAAAUGUAGUAACAAAUAAGAGUAUACUUAAAAUUACCUUAAAAUAUGUUUUUAGUUCAUUCCAGUAUAAUUCUUGGUUAAAACUAAGAAUAUUUCUAUGUUUUAGGAUACAGAGGAUCACGGGUACAUGGAUUUGGUCUGUAUUUUUUUUUAACUUUUGAAUUGGUAACUAUAGUAGUGAAAUAUUAUGGAACUGAAGUAACUCUUCCCAGCCAAUGCUGCUUUAGUGUGAAGAAAUUUAAUUGAAGAAAGUGGCCAUUCUCACUUCAGGGAUGCGAAGACGGGUCUUGUGCUGUUCGGAUAAAUGCCGUGGUAUCCAUGCUCCCCUUCCACUGAUACCUUCAUCUCUCUUCAUGGUCAGUCGGGCUGUCUGGCAGCCCAGUGAGCCUAUGUACUAAUGGCAGGUUAGGAGCAAAUGGAAUUUGACAUAUCUGAUAAAGCUGAAAUGUAUGUUUUAAUCUUUUACAGAAGCAUUACACUUGAAUAUUUAAAAGCAAAUGAAGUUGCUUUUAAACCUCGUGAAGGUGUACGGUGUUUGUUUGCAUUUAUAAGGACUGAAUUCUUCAUAGCUCGGUUUGUCUGCCAUCGCUGACUUAGAAGGGAUCAAAAGUAGUUUGGGCAAAUUUGUCAGUUUGUUCCCUCUCCACCAUCCCACCUUUACAGUGGAUAUUUUACAGCUACAAACAAUAUAAAAAUCCAGUAGUUGUUAAAAGUCCAUUUCAUCACUAUGGGAUUCAGGUUCUCUAGCCUCUUUUCAAAAACUUAUUGUUUUUAUUCCUGUUAGAACAAAGAAGUGACAAAAUGUAGUGUUGAUUAUGAGUUAGUUCGGGACAGCUGUGAUUGAAAUAUGAUUACUCUUCAGAGUUUUUCAGGGAAAAGUCAUACUUUUCUAACUUAAUAAAAGGCUUAAGUGGUUAUGAUGUCUAUAGUUAAUGCAACAUAUAGGGAUAAUGGUAUAUUUUUUUAAUAUCAUUUUG